AAAUCUUUUUGGGUUGAGAAUGAGGGGCGUCGUGGGACUGACGACGGGGCUGGCGGCGCUCGCGGCCGUCGUUAGCGCGUGGGAGCCGCAGCCCGAGGGCUACGAGCUCAUCGACGGACCAAGCCGCCAUGACAACGCGUCCAUCGAAGCGUGGCGAAGCAAGUGGGCGACGUGGAAGGAGCUCGAGUUGCGCACCGUGCGCUACUCGGCCAAGGACGUCAAGAGCGUGUACAACACGCCGGCCUUGCAAUGGACGCAGACAAGUCUGCUCCAAGUCUUUGUCAUGAUGCAUGACCGCAUGCUCUUUGACCGCGAGACGAAUGCCUACACGCUCGACAAGUACCUCGCGACGUUCGACCUGCAGUUUGACAGCGUCCUCCUCUGGCCAUCGUACCCGAACCUUGGCAUCGACACGCGCAACCAGUGGGAUCUGUGGUAUUCGCUGCCGGGUGGCAUCGACGGCGUCAAGCAGCUCGUCGCAGACUUCCACGCGCGCAACAUCCGCGUCUUCUUGCCCUACUUGCCGUGGGACACAGCAACACGCGACCCGAACCCGACCAAGUCGCGCUACCAGUCCGAUAUCGAUGAGCUCUACGACGUGCUGCGUGCGACGGGCGCCGACGGCGUAAACGGUGACACGCUAUACGGCGUGCCCUCCUCGUUCUACCGACCGAACGAAGGCAUGGCGACUUGCCCCGAAGGUGGUGUGCCCUCGUCCGACUUGGGCACGAACCCGAUGAGCUGGGGCUACUACUACGGCUUCUCGAGCUUCCCGCCCGUCGCGCGCGCCAAGUUCUUGGAGCCGCGCCACAUGGUGCUCAUCUGCAGCCGCUGGUCGCUCAACCGCGGCCUCGAGUUUCAGCUCUCGCACUUCAACGGCGCCGGGUACGUCAUUUGGGAAAACAUUUGGGGCAUCUGGAACGGCAUGACGAAGCGCGAGGUCGAGACGCUCAAGCGGUCCAUGUCGAUUCUCCAGCGCUUCUCGUUUGCGCUGCCAAGCCUCGAGUGGACGCCCCAUGUACCUGGCUUGCCAUCCAACGUUCAUGCGUCCAAGUUCCCCGUGCGGUCGGCGAACGCAAUCUUUUACACUGCGAUUCGAACGAGCAACCAAGUCUUUGAUGGCGACCUCUCGCUCACGCUGGACGCGUACUUAAACGCGUCGACGGUCGCUGUGUACGACCUGUACUACGGCAAAGCCGUGCCUGCAAAGGCGUCCGGAUCCUCCGUCACCUUUCGUGCGCGCAUUGAGGAGUACGGCUACGCUGCGUACUAUGUCGUGGCCGCUGGCAGCGAGCCCGAGUGGCUCGCCACGUUUCUCGCGGCGAUGCGCGCCCGCACGACGACGCCACUGGCUACGUACGACACCAGCCGUCCGAUCUUGCAGCAGCGCAUGACGACGCAGUCGUCGGCAACGGCGGUCGUCGUUGGCCCGGAUGCGUCCAGCACCUUCGACCAGCGCGCGCCGGCUUCAACCAACGUCUCGGAGCUCCUCCACCUGGUGCGUAUCCCAGGCACAAAGGCGUGGACGUUUAGCGUCGACGGCGUCCAGAUCGAGCCCGUGCCCGCGUGGACGCCCAACGGCAACGACUAUGGCGUCGGCGUCCAAUUCCCAUGGGAAGACCGACCGCGGCCGCACCACGCGACGGAGCUCUGGAUCGAGGAUUUUCAAAUCAUGAAGUACCCGGUCACGAACGCCCAGUACCACGCGUUCCUCGCGUCUUCCAAGUACGUGCCGACGGACGUCGAUCGUUUCCUCCUGCACUGGAGCGGCCGCCUUCACGAGGAUGGCUCGUACGCGCCCAUCACGUCGUGGUCGGUGCCCAAAGCGAUCGCGUCGCAGCCCGUCGUGCACGUCUGCCUCGAAGAUGCGCAGGCCUUUGCAGCCUACUACGGUCUGCGCUUGCCCCACGACUGGGAGUGGCAGUACGUCGCCUCCAACGGCCUCGCGUACAACCUUGUGCCGUACGGCGACGCAUUGGAUUCGUCCCGACACCCACGCCUCCAGCGCCAGGGUGACGACAUCGCCGCCGUCGACGUCGAUGCGUAUCCCGCCGGGUGCGCGGCGGCAUCCGACGUCUGCGCGCUCGUCGGGCACGUGUGGCAAAUGACCGACGCCUUCUGCGACGACCGUACGUGCAGCGUCUUGGUUCGCGGCGGCAGCGCGUACGCCCCGGUCGCGUCGAGCCUCCGAGACCCCAACUGGUACUUUCCAGCGAUCGCGUCGACCAACAAGCACGGCAAGUUCCUCACGCUGAGCCAGAGCUACGACCGCGCCGCCACGAUCGGGUUCCGCUGCGCAGCCUAAGAUCGUAGACGUCGACAGCGUUGGUUGUCGAUGGCGUAAGCACGGAUUACGCAGCGAUUUUGAUGCACACUG
This is a messenger RNA of Saprolegnia parasitica CBS 223.65, 2377 nucleotides long. RefSeq lists its product as hypothetical. Bases 20 to 2305 code for a protein of 761 amino acids. The record is from RefSeq and is a predicted model, not a curated record. Lineage: Eukaryota; Oomycota; Saprolegniomycetes; Saprolegniales; Saprolegniaceae. The transcript has 2 exons.